GUGAAGCGACAGGGAGGGGGUGGUUCCCAUUCGACCGCGUAGCCGGAUGUUUGCCUGUCCUUGACAGGCGUGGCAGAGGGAGCGGUGCCCCACCACGAACUUUCAGAAUCUCUUGAAUGACAGUCCAUUAGAGAAGUAUUGAGGGAUUGACCUGCACAAAGCGACCACCUUAAGGGUUGUCUUCAGGUUCUGCAGCGUGAAGCUGUGGGGCAGAGGCUCGGCCAUGGACCCACUCUCAGAGCUGCAGGACGACCUGACUUUGGAUGACGCCAGCCAGGCUCUGAACCAGCUGAAGCUAGCCUCCAUUGAUGAGAAGAACUGGCCCUCAGACGAAAUGCCCGACUUUCCCAAGUCAGAUGACUCCAAAAGCAGCUCCCCGGAACCUGUCACACACCUGAAGUGGGAUGACCCUUACUACGACAUUGCCCGGCACCAGAUUGUGGAGGUGGCAGGAGAUGACAAGUAUGGGCGGAAGAUCAUUGUGUUUAGUGCCUGCCGAAUGCCCCCGAGCCACCAGCUGGACCAUAGCAAGCUCCUGGGAUACCUGAAGCACACCCUGGACCAGUAUGUGGAGAGCGACUACACGCUGCUCUACCUGCACCAUGGCCUGACCAGCGACAACAAGCCCUCCCUCAGCUGGCUCCGGGACGCCUACCGGGAGUUUGACCGCAAGUACAAGAAGAAUAUCAAGGCUCUGUACAUCGUGCACCCCACCAUGUUCAUCAAGACCCUGCUCAUCCUCUUCAAGCCCAUCAUUAGCUUCAAGUUUGGGCAGAAGAUCUUCUAUGUGAAUUACCUGAGUGAGCUGAGCGAGCAUGUGAAGCUGGAGCAACUGGGGAUCCCUCGCCAAGUGCUCAAGUAUGAUGACUUCCUCAAAUCCACCCAGAAGAGCCCCGCGACAGCCCCCAAGCCCAUGCCGCCGCGGCCCCCUCUGCCCAACCAGCAGUUCGGGGUCUCCUUGCAGCACCUCCGGGAGAAGAACCCAGAGCAGGAGCCCAUUCCGCUCGUGCUGCGGGAGACCGUUGCCUACCUACAGGCCCACGCUCUCACCACUGAGGGGAUUUUCCGGAGGUCGGCCAACACCCAAGUUGUACGGGAAGUGCAACAGAAGUACAACAUGGGGCUGCCUGUGGACUUCGACCAGUACAAUGAGUUGCACCUGCCAGCGGUCAUUCUCAAGACCUUCCUCCGGGAGCUUCCUGAGCCCCUGCUCACCUUUGACCUCUACUCCCACGUUGUGGGCUUCCUCAACAUUGAUGAGAGCCAGAGAGUGGAGGCCACGCUGCAGGCCUUCCAGAUGCUGCCCGAGGAGAACUACCUGGUGCUGCGUUUCCUCACUGCCUUCCUGGUGCAGAUUUCUGCCCUCUGUGACCAGAACAAGAUGACCAACACUAACCUGGCUGUUGUCUUCGGCCCUAACCUGCUGUGGGCCAAGGAUGCUGCCAUCACCCUCAAGGCCAUUAAUCCCAUCAAUACCUUCACCAAGUUCCUCCUGGAUCAUCAAGGGGAGCUGUUUCAGCCCUGACUCCAAGGGGCUCUGAGCCCAGCCCCUGCCCCACCCGCCCCCUUCUCUGAUAGCCCCAGUUUGGACUCUUCCUCUUGGCUUCAGCCUUACGGGAGCCCAGGGCUCCUGCCCAGAAAGGGGCUGUGAGCCCCCUGGAGACAGAAGCUGGAGCCAGCCAACUGGACAGCUCCUCCUCCCCUCCUGUCCAGCCCACCUCACCGGCCCCAGGGGCCUCGCUGUAACCACAAGACGUUUUUCUUCGCCUUAUACUUCUCACUGCCUCUUUGGAUCCCUGGCUCCUGCCGGGCUCUGCAGAGCUGGCCUUGGCUCUUCAGGCAGGAGGACUGGCCCCAGCAACUGCUUGCUUACCUGCUUUCUCCUGCCUCUUCCCCUGGCAACUGGAGAUGCCAAAAUCACUGCCGGCUGGGCUGGUAGCUGGGGCUGGUCCUCCCCUUCCCGACUGCUGGGGAAUGAAAGGCUGAGCUGGCCUGGGCUGGCCCUGCUGUGACUCCUCCCUGUCUGGGUGAAGGCCUGGUUGCAAGCACCCUGUUCCUGUCCUCCCCUCUGGUGGCUCAGCCUCUGGCAUUUACACAGUUAACGAAUGACAGCCUGGAGUCCUAUGUCUGCCUUCUCUUCCACACAUCCUGGGUCAGCCUUUCCCAAGUGGUACUGCCCCCAGGGUGUCUUAGCCCCCUGGUUCUGCCAGGACUGGCAGCUUGGAUGACAGGGCUGAGUCCCAGCAUCCAUUCAAAAUAGACACCCCACUCUCACCCCUGAGAGCCUCCUAGUGUCUGGUCAGACCACUGACAACCAGUCCCUGCCCACUCCACCCCCCAUGCCUUGCCUCCCCUCCCUUCCUACUUGGACAGAUCCUUAGGCACGUCUGUUGUGGAGUCACACCGGUCCCUGCUCUGGCCAGGGGUGACUCAGUGCCUCAGGAUCUGGGGUGGCUCCUUCCUCCAGUUUUGGACUCCUGGAGGGGCUGGGUAGAGAUUUUGCUAAUUAGAUUGGCCCCUGCCAGGUAAGUUCUAGCAACCUCCCCUUGGACUCUGAUGAUGAUGGAUAUCCCUCUUUCCAGCUGUCCCUUCCUGGUGAACCACCUUCCUGCAGCCCUGGCCAGAGCCUGUACUGUGGCGGUCCUCACUGACCAGUCCUGCCUCAUCUGCGAGCCGGGUGUGGCCUGGGCCUGACCUCACUGGGCUCUUUUCCCAGGACACUAGCAUGUCAGGAGUCCCAAGGCCUGGUGUGGCUGCUAUCAGUCCCUGUGUCUCCAGGCCAGGCCCAGGCUUCUGAUUUCUGCCUGCCUUCCUUUGUAUCAGGUGUUGCUCAGAGCCCCAUUUACUGGGGAGCCUCGUGGGUCUAUUUGGUCUCUCCCCUAUCCACCCCCAACUGGUCUUUACCUGGGGGUGGGGGGACUUGUACAGUGAAUCAAGUAUUCACAUUCACAAUGACUUCCUUGGCACCAAUCAUGUAUUUCACCUUUGCACUUUUUAUACUUCAAUAAAAAUGGAGAUGGAAAACUGCCCAUCUGGCUGAUAA
Molecule: messenger RNA, 3043 nt
Organism: Aethalodelphis obliquidens (Pacific white-sided dolphin)
Lineage: Eukaryota; Metazoa; Chordata; Mammalia; Artiodactyla; Delphinidae
Gene: ARHGAP1
Product: Rho GTPase activating protein 1
Exons: 14
Coding region: 224-1525 (433 amino acids)
Biological process (GO): small GTPase-mediated signal transduction; negative regulation of endocytic recycling
Cellular component (GO): cytoplasm
Molecular function (GO): GTPase activator activity
Source: RefSeq, a predicted model, not a curated record